AUGUCGAACUACAGCCCCGCGUACCCGACCAACGUGCAGGUCGACGCCGGCGUCAAGGAGUUCAUCACCAAGUUCUACGGGGUGUCGGACACGCCGGGCAAGAACCAGGAGUGGCUCGACUUCUUCCGCGACGACGCGACGCUCGUGAUGGCGCUGCAGGAGGCGUCGGGGAAGACGGACAUCCUCAAGGUGCGCGAGGGCAUGUGGGAGAAGGUGCAGGCCCGCAGGCACACGGUGUACCAGGUUUUCCCGGCGGAAUUCGGCGGGGCCAACGAGGAGGGAAGCGGCGGCGGCGAGGAGGAGGUUGAGCUCAUGCUGUACGGGGAUGUCGUCUACAGGCUUAAGGGCAGCGCGGAUGGGGAGGAGACCAAGGUGGACUGGGCCGGGCGCGCAAGGCUGAGGCGGGCGGCUGGGAAUGGCGAGUGGAAGUUUGCAUACUAUCGUGUCUACCUCCAGAGGUGA
This is a messenger RNA of Diaporthe citri, 462 nucleotides long. RefSeq lists its product as uncharacterized. The coding region runs from base 1 to 462 and encodes 153 amino acids. The transcript has 2 exons. The record is from RefSeq and is a predicted model, not a curated record. Lineage: Eukaryota; Fungi; Ascomycota; Sordariomycetes; Diaporthales; Diaporthaceae.